Messenger RNA from Spodoptera frugiperda (fall armyworm), 2043 nucleotides. Its product is annotated as leucine-rich repeat-containing protein 74B-like. Gene Ontology annotation, molecular function: protein binding. The record is from RefSeq and is a predicted model, not a curated record. Lineage: Eukaryota; Metazoa; Arthropoda; Insecta; Lepidoptera; Noctuidae. The coding region runs from base 130 to 1800 and encodes 556 amino acids. The transcript has a single exon.
UGACAUUUAUCAUGCAUUGUCAAUGUCAAACUCGUUAAGAUACGUUUACUCAGUUAUUAUUUAAUAGAUUUAUUUUGUAUAAGUUAUUUAUUUCACUUAUUCCUUAAUCGUAAACAAUUCGCCGUUAAAAUGGAUUCAGAGACUAGUAUUGUAUCUGAGGUAGUAGAAACAAUAUUUAAAGUACAAUCUGUGGAGAGCUCCAUAGAAUUACCACCAGAACAGUGGUCGUCGCUGGAAAUAGUAAUACCUGAAGAAAAUCAGAAGAAACUUCUCUAUGAGGAAGGGUUGUAUGAUCCCGGCAGCGGAGAAAUAUGUGCCAAGUAUAUAGGAGUGUCCGCCAGCUCCAUACUACGACACCCUUACUACAAUUACCCAGCCAUCAAAGACCCGGGGAUUGAGGAAGCUUUGUUACAACCUGAGAAACCGAUCGUGUACCCCGACGAUGGCCAAGAGUUAUAUCUAGCCACCUGCCGCAAAAUGAACCAGUGUCCAGUCAGGAGCUUUUAUAGAGGUUUACUCGAUAAAGAGAUAGACCUGCGAUAUUACUGUGUCAGUGCUGCAGGAAUCCGGGCGAUGACCAUCGCUUUAAGGUACAACAAGACAGUCAAAACUUUAAAUCUUACUGAUAACUUUUUGAACGACGACGCCAGCUAUCAUUUGGGAGAAAUGCUUCUAUCGAACAACACUAUAACAGAUCUCAUUUUGCGCGGCUGCAGAAUUGGUCCGACGGGUGUCUCCCGGCUGGUUUAUAGCUUGCCACAAAAUAGAGGCCUGCAGAAUCUUGAUUUGAGCUAUAACCAGUUAGGGGAUGAGGGCAUGGAGCAUAUUGCGAAGGCAGUGUUCUAUGGGAUAGACAUAAAGAAAAUCAAUUUAAGCUAUAAUAAUAUAACUGGAAGAGGUGUUAUGCUGUUGGCAGAACCUUUCGAGACAAACAACAAGUUCACUCAUAUAGAUCUUUCGUGGAACAAAGUAUUUACUCCCGGGAGUUACGCUUUCCUUUCCAAGUUAUCAGAAAGCACUUGCCUUCAAGAAUUGAACUUGGCAUGGAACUCAUUGUCUGGUGCUCGAUUAAGUCAAGCGUUAAAAGAUAUUAUGCUGUGUCCUUUAUUAAAUGACCUAAACCUCAGCAACAAUAAGCUAGAAGGAGAAGCUAUAACUAACAUCAUAGCUAAUUUAGGCAAAGCUAAGAAACUAGUCUGUCUCAAUUUGUCGUUCAACCCUCUCACACCUGCUGAUGCUAUGAAAGUUCUAAAUAAAGUGAGGGCCCCCGCUGUGAAACUACAUAAGUUAUACUUGGAUAAUGUAUUUGUUACUGGAGAAUUUUUGAAUCUACUCGCACGUAUGAAAGGUAUGAAGUCUAAGAAAAAUUUAAUCGUGACGUACGGAGGUGUAGUUGGCAGUUUUAUACCUAAGGGACCAGACAUUAGGGAGCUGAUUCUGAAUAGAAUUGAAUACCUCACUAAGAAGUCGAAGAAGCGUUCAGUAGACAUCGCACUCGUAUUUCUGCAGCUACAAAAAGAAAACCGUACUAUAAUAAACAACAAAGAUUUCGGGGGGGUUAUAGAGUCAUUUGGAGCACGUCUCGAUGAAGGCCUUGUAGAAGAAUUAUGCUUGACUUUCCCAGGUCCAAGAACUGCUAAAUCUAGAACUGUAAAUGUUGACCUUAUAGUAGAGUAUGUCAAACGAAAAUGGCCUGACAGGAAACUCCCUCCUACGCCUCCUCCAGAACCUGAACCAGAACCACCACCGCCCAAAGGAAAAGACGCAAAAAAGGGAAAGAAAGGCAAAGGAAAAAAGUGAACGUUGUGAUUUAUUUUAUGUUGAAACAUUUAUCUUUUUUCAAGUAUUUAGAUGACUUGUAGGAGUUAUUAAGAUUUUUAGUUAAUUAUUUUAAUUACUUUAUAAAUAUUUAGUUAAUUUUGUAUGAUUUAAUUUUUUAAGACUGUUAUGGCGAAUGGCGUCUAUAGGUAAGUCGUGUUUAGAGAUAUUUUUAAUGCAACUCAUAAGAACUGAUUAAAUAAAUAUAUUUUAUAUUCUAGAGUU